AUGUCACCCUGUGUCACUAUUUCGUUGUUCCCGUAUGGGAACCCAAUACACACUGCAGUUGCCGUCAAAUAUGCAUUGCUGAUUGUCAAGUGCCUCCGGUAUGACAGACUGCUACAGUCCACGGCCCUAUUCGUUCUGAGCGAUCUCUCAUCCAGUUUAGACUGGGCAGUCAUGGUUGCGAAUGAGGUGCCAGCGGCGACUCGUUUGACCUUCGUCUCACUUACGAGUUGUGAUGCCAGUUACCGUGUAGAGAACCUCACACAAUCCACUCAUCUUCGACAGCUGGAGGAGAAACAUGAAAUGUUGAACCUCAUCGAGUCAUCCAUUUUUCCUGACCUCAGAAGCCAAUCCUUCCAUUCCGGUAAACAGCUCACACUAGUCACGCAUCAUCACGAAGGAGAUCAUGCGAUUAAGGCUCCCGAUGGCACCACGCUAGAGCAUUUCCUAUCCUAG
This is a messenger RNA of Suillus discolor, 453 nucleotides long. RefSeq lists its product as uncharacterized. The transcript has 3 exons. The record is from RefSeq and is a predicted model, not a curated record. Bases 1 to 453 code for a protein of 150 amino acids. NCBI's taxonomy places the organism in Eukaryota, Fungi, Basidiomycota, Agaricomycetes, Boletales, Suillaceae.